Molecule: messenger RNA, 672 nt
Organism: Microthlaspi erraticum
Lineage: Eukaryota; Viridiplantae; Streptophyta; Magnoliopsida; Brassicales; Brassicaceae
Source: the annotation of a GenBank genome assembly
AUGAGCUUAAAGACUCUCUCUUUGCAGAAGUCGUCUCAAGCUUUCGAAGGAGACGAUGAUGGAUUCUUGAUAGAUGCUCCGAAGCUGAGGCGUCUGGACAUUGAGGACUAUUGGGGUUGCUUUUGUUUCGCUGAGAACAUGCCUGAGGUUGUAGAGGCAAAUGUGGAUGUGAUCUAUAAGAACACUGAGAAGCUUCUUGGAUCUCUCACCUCUGUGAAGCGGCUUUCACUAUGUUUGAUCACUUCAGAAGCUGCUUAUCCCGCUGGGACUAUCUUCUCUCAGCUUGUUCAUCUAGAGCUAUGCACAUGUGCGCCACGUUGGUGGGAGUUACUCACCAGACUGAUUGAAGAUUCGCCUAAACUCCGAGUUCUUGUACUCCGCCAGAAACAUAGUCGACGUGCACCUAGUCCCAGGGCUAUUUGGAAGCAACCGGUUUCUCUUCGGAAAGGGUUGUUAUCUGAUCUUGAGAUCUUCAAGUGGGAGCUAUACGAAGGGUCACAAAAGCAGAAAGAAGUGGCGAUAUUCAUCUUGAAACACGCUACGAGAUUGAAGUUAGCGUAUAUCUCUCCCAAAUCCACCAGUACUCUGCUGGAGAAACAUGAGAUGCUCAAGGAGUUGUCAUGCACGUCGCGUGGUUCCACUUCAUGCGAGCUCUUGUUCGACUGUCAAUGA